This is a messenger RNA of Rosa chinensis, 1008 nucleotides long. RefSeq names its product F-box protein At2g17036. NCBI's taxonomy places the organism in Eukaryota, Viridiplantae, Streptophyta, Magnoliopsida, Rosales, Rosaceae. The record is from RefSeq and is a predicted model, not a curated record. The coding region runs from base 1 to 1008 and encodes 335 amino acids. The transcript has a single exon.
AUGGCUAGUGAUCUUUCAGUUGAAUUGUUAGAGAAAGUUGGAAAGUGCCUUAACUUGACCAACGAUAUUUCUCGAUUCCGUGCUGUUUGUCGGUCAUGGCGGUCCUCUGUUCCUCCCUUUACAAAAAAUAAGCAGCAGCUCCUCUCUCCCAUCAGAGGUCCCAUACAACUCCCCAAGUAUCCUGAUAGUAAUGGGAACUGGCCUAAGAUGUUGAACCUCACCAAGAGGGUGAUCUAUCAUGUGUCCCACAGUUCAAGUACAUGGGUUGUUACUGUCAAACUAAAAGAAUCGGGUGAAAUUGAUCGUACGCUAGAUCCACUCUUUCAAUGCCCAUUCUCGCGUGAGCAGUUCCCUGAGACAUUCCCAGAGGCGUUCAACUUAUUGGAUGAAGAUGUUCUGGUAGUUGAAUUGGCAGAAGCUUAUGGUCUAAGAGACAUUAGUGAGGCUGGUUGUGAUUAUAGAGUGGCUAUGUCCUUCAAUCCUAGUUGUCCUGCACUCAUGGUCGUUGUCAAUGGAGUGUUGUACCACUGUAAUUUAGGUGUUGAUCCCAUUCCAAAGUUAAAACCAGUGGAAGGUCUAGCAGCAUACUCUCGGCUCGAAGAUGUUAUUUAUUAUGAGGAAAAAUUUUAUGCUGUUGCCAGUGAUGCGAUCACAGUAGUGCUGGAUUCGAAUUCUUUGCAGGUGGUGGAUAUACUUGUGAAGACUCGGAUGUUGGGCCGUGAACGCCACAGGAAGUAUUUGGUGGAAUCAGCUGGAGAUGUUUUUUUGGUUAAGAAAGUGCGUCACCUUAACUACAGAGUUUUUAAGUUGAAUGCAAUUGAGAAGUGCUGGGUUGAGAUGGAGGACGAUUGGGAUUGGGAUGGUCGAAUAUUGAUCGUAGAUUCGGAUGAUGGCUGCUUCUUUCCUUCUGCUCAAGAUUUCCCCAGAAUUGGGCAUGGGAACAAUAGUUGCGUUUAUUUCUAUCAUCCCAACUAUACGCGCUGGGCGCAAUCUUGCAUAGUUAGAUGA